Messenger RNA from Hemicordylus capensis (graceful crag lizard), 2775 nucleotides. It is a transcript of the gene SLC5A12, whose product is annotated as solute carrier family 5 member 12. NCBI's taxonomy places the organism in Eukaryota, Metazoa, Chordata, Lepidosauria, Squamata, Cordylidae. The record is from RefSeq and is a predicted model, not a curated record. The coding region runs from base 1 to 1899 and encodes 632 amino acids. Gene Ontology annotation, cellular component: membrane. Gene Ontology annotation, biological process: transmembrane transport; sodium ion transport. The transcript has 15 exons. Gene Ontology annotation, molecular function: symporter activity; lactate transmembrane transporter activity.
AUGGCCAGCUUCAUACCUUCGGAUGUUAAAAAUUUUGUCAUCUGGGACUAUGUUGUCUUUGCAGCACUCUUUCUUAUUUCUUCCGGCAUUGGAGUCUUUUUUGCAAUUAAAGAGAGAAAAAAGGCAAGCUCAGCGGACUUUUUAGUUGGUGGCAGGCAGAUGACUUGUGGGCCCGUAGCUCUGUCUCUCACAGCUAGUUUCAUGUCUGCAGUGACUGUACUGGGAACUCCAGCUGAAGUGUAUCGCCAUGGGGCGGCCUUCCUUCAAUUCUUCAUUGCAUAUACUUUUGUCAUCAUUUUUAGUUCAGAACUUUUCCUACCCGUGUUCUACAGAUCUCGGAUUACAAGCACUUAUGAGUAUUUGGAGUUAAGGUUUACCAAGCCUGUUCGUAUUGCUGCAACGCUGAUUUACAUAGUACAAACGAUUCUUUACACUGGAGUAGUAGUCUAUGCUCCGGCUUUGGCUCUCAACCAAGUGACUGGCUUUGAUCUUUGGGGCUCAGUAUUUGCAACAGGAAUUGUUUGUAGCUUCUACUGUACUCUGGGAGGAUUAAAAGCUGUUGUCUGGACAGAUGCCUUUCAACUGAUUGUCAUGGUGACUGGAUUUUUAACAGUUUUGAUUCAAGGAACUCUUCAAAAUGGGGGACCUGCAAACAUCUGGGAGAAUGCCAACAAUGGAUCUCGCCUUAGCAUAUUUGACUUUGAUGUUGAUCCUCUGAGACGACACACAUUUUGGACAAUUUCAAUAGGAGGAACAUUUACCUGGUUAGGAAUGUAUGGUGUUAACCAGUCUACAAUGCAAAGAUGCAUUUCCUGCAAAUCAGAGAAGCAUGCCAAGCUUGCACUGUAUCUUAAUUUAGUGGGACUGUGGAUCAUCCUGGUAUGUGCAGUCUUUUCUGGUUUGGUGAUGUAUACCCAUUUUAGGAGCUGCGAUCCAUGGACGGCUGGUUUUAUUUCAGCACCUGAUCAGCUAAUGCCGUAUUUUGUUAUGAUCAUCUUUUCUUCAGCCCCUGGACUUCCAGGAUUAUUUGUUGCAUGUGCAUUCAGUGGAACACUCAGCACGGUGGCUGCAAGUAUAAAUGCUUUGGCAACAGUAACAUUUGAAGAUUUUGUCAAGCACUGCUUUCCAAAUAUCUCUGAACGUAUGGGCACUUGGAUCAGCAAAGGUUUAUGUAUAAUAUUUGGAGUGAUAUGCACUUCAAUGGCUGUAGCAGCAUCGCUCAUGGGAGGUGUUGUGCAGGCUUCACUGAGCAUUCAUGGAAUGUGUGGAGGACCUAUGUUGGGGUUAUUUAUACUGGGAAUUGUUUUUCCUUGUGCCAACUGGAAGGGUGCUCUUGGAGGCCUUCUCAUUGGAAUCAUCCUGGCAUUUUGGGUUGGUAUUGGAGCUUUUGUGUACCCUGCUCCACCUUCAAAGACCCUCCCAUUAUAUCUCUCAACAGCUGGAUGCAUUGCCAAUAAUACAGAGACCGUAGCUACCGUGAUUCCUACUUUACCUCCUGUCAGGCCUCAUCUGGCAGAUACCUGGUAUUCCUUGUCGUAUCUUUACUACAGUGCUGUUGGGUGUCUUGGAUGCAUUAUUGCAGGACUUCUGAUUAGUUUUGUAACAGGUCCUAAUAAAGGCCGUGAUAUUAAACCGCUGUUAAUUCGCCCAGUCUGCAACAUAUUUUGCUUCUGGUCUCAUAAAUGUAAAGCCUUGUGCUGGUGUGGAGUGGCACAUGACAACAAAGCACCUCAGGAGGAGUCGAAACAAGAUCUACAGAAAGAGCUUGCAAAGAAUGUAGAAGCAAAUGAUGCACUUAAGAAUGGACUGAAUACAGAAAUGCAGAAACAUUUACCUGGCUAUAACCCCGGUGAGAAGUCCUACACAAAUACAAGUAUAGACGCAGAAUCUUACUUUUAGUGUGAACAGAAGAUGAGACACCAAGAUAACCACAGAAAUCGCAUAACUUUAGAAUAACAAAUUUUUGGAGUCUGAUUGGCUUGAAAGACAUUUAUCUGUAAGACAAAAGAAGGCUAGGAGGAACAUUCAUUUUAUUUAUGGAAGUCAUUUCAUAAAAGGAAAGGAAUUCUUCCUAAGGCUCUGUGUGUGGUGAAUGUCGUCAGAGAAAUUAUGGGAAACGAGGGCUGUUGUGAAUUGGCAUGUAAGUUGUCUAGCUAAAGUGGAGCAUGUAAUUAACAUUUCCCAUUUCUCAAAAGCAAAAAAUUAGUCUCACUGACUUGUUUGCAUUCCGGAGUGGACAUUCAUCUUCCAUUGUUUCUACCACAGGCUGACAUCCUGACUAAAUUACUAACUAAAUGUACUAACAUUCUGACUAAAUUAUUCAACAGCAGCCCUAUUGAAGUUGUCCAUUCAAGUAGCACUACUGAGUAACUUAGUCUGGAUAGCAGCCACUGGUUGUUAUGAUGCACAGUUCUUAGGGUCAUGGAGCGACUUGUGGAGCCAUUGCUGCCAAGAUGGAAGCAGCAGGCCGCUGUUGAGUUCAGGAGGUAGUGUGACCAGCGUCACCAUAUUUUUUCCUCCCAUAGUCGUGAGUGGGGAAAGCUGUGGUAAUACUGGUAGUGCUACUGAGCUAUCUUGAUAGUGGCCCCCUCUUCCAUCUCUGCAGUGCUUCUGUGAAUCACUCCGUGUCCCUAAGAACCGUGCAUCAUGUCCAUCAACAAAUUUAAAAAUGCAAACUGUGACACAGAUUGCAUCUUGCUUUUCGAAAGUACAGUGUUAUGCUACAGUUUUACAUCUGGACACUUUCUCUGUGUUCUGUAGGCUGACAAAUAAAGC